Molecule: messenger RNA, 12544 nt
Organism: Varanus komodoensis (Komodo dragon)
Lineage: Eukaryota; Metazoa; Chordata; Lepidosauria; Squamata; Varanidae
Gene: KLHL24
Product: kelch like family member 24
Exons: 7
Coding region: 4642-6444 (600 amino acids)
Molecular function (GO): protein binding
Source: RefSeq, a predicted model, not a curated record
ACAGUCUAAAUACUAGUUUCGGGCAUGCAGAGUUAGUGGACUUCCUAUUAUCUGGAGGGAUGACUAGUGCUUCGAAGUCCAAAGAGAUCCAGCAAAGAACAGAAAAACCGAUUCUCUUCGGCACUCUAGGCAGCUCAGCUAAUUAGAGCCCCUACUUGAUGGGCCGGUACGGAAAGCCUCCGCUGGCCAGAGACUGUUGGAGGAGCUGGAUUAAUCUUGCAAAAGUCUGGCAGGAGUGGUAUUAUUCCCUCCCUCCCUUCCUUCCACAGCUCCACAUUUUGAUGGGCGGGGGAAAACCUUACUGGGCUCCGGUAGCUUAGUGACAAGCGCUGCCCAAGAGACAGGCUGACAUCCCUUGCUCCCCUCCCCCCGCCUCUGCCGCAUCAACACGAAUCCCGGCUAGUAAAACUCCUCCCUCGGGGUGCGUGGUAAAGUGGCUAGGCUGACUGGUAGCCGCUCUGGACUAGACCAUUGGGAGGGGGAGUGAGGUCGCACAAAUACUCCUUAAAACGCACGAGCCUUUGUGAAGAAACAGAAACCUGCUUUGAGGUUUUGAUAAAGGGAAACGCAGAAGUGUGGGGGAGAGAGCUGAAAAAAGGAAAAGCGGAAACUAUCUCCAGGCUCUGGUUGUUCUCCUUGUUUCUCUACCUUUUCUCAAACAUGUUAUAGUUUGUUCCUUUCCCCUCCUCUUGACAACAGGAGGAGAGGGUAGGAAAGGUGGAUGCCGAUUGGGUCACACAGCAGCCGGAGUGCGAGCAAGAGCGCUUGCUAAGCUUCCUUCUCUAAUUGGACAUAAAAUGCGAGGGGGCGGGGCUUGCCUUCGGGACGGCUUCGGGUGAAGGUGAACUGGAGGAUGCUCUUGUGCGCGGGCGCGCGCCGUGACUCGGGCCCGAACCGGGGCCGCUUGCGUAACGGCUCGUGCGAGUUGGAGGGGAAGGCGACUGUUUUGGCUGAAGUAACGCCCGCUGGUUCGCUUGUCGCGCCGUCGUGCGUCCACCGUUUCCAGCCCCCAAGUGGCAAAAAGGAAACCAACGCCUGUUACCACACUCGGUCACGACACGGCGGUAUAAAUACUUACCGUGUAUUUUAGGGACUGGAGGUGCUGCAAAAUCCCCCAAGUGGCUCUCAUGCCUUGAAGGCAGUUUGUUCUUUAAUGUUUUGACUAAAUCCAGCGUUAAGGUGGAAGAACACCAAUGGAUACAAUCCAUUAUGAAAACGGCCUGCAGACCUGAAAGUUCCUUGAAAUGUACAGUUUUUGCAGCCCUUAGUUAAAUGUCAGACUAACUAAAGGUGUAGUCCUGUCCACCUAUAGCCAGAAAGAUGGCUUACAAUGGAAUGCAGGCUGGAAUUUGUAGGCCCUUUUCUGUCUAAAUAUGCCUAUGAUUACACCUUAAUACUUACAUUUAACUCCCUAACAAAAUAAAUGUUUGUCAUAGCACCUCUAUUUAGCCAUUGUUUUCUUGUAUUAUUUACACAGUGACACUUGUGCUUAAAGCAUAGUAUAAGUACACAGGAGGUCUUGCCGCAAGGAACUACAAUGUCAGAUUUCAGCCCUGGGCUAGUGGGCUGCACAGGAGUGCAGAACAAAGUGAAGGAAAGGAGAUACAAUGUACCACAAAGUGAAUGUAAGGAAAUACAAUUAGGAAUACUUAGGCCUCAGCUAAAUAAAAAUCAGCAUAACUUCCUUCUGCUGUUUUAUCUAAUCUCAGAUUUAUCAAGAAAAGAAUUGAAACUAUCCAAGCUAUAAUACAGUUUCACCUAACUGGGAUGUUGGCAACCAGGACGAAGUAAUCUAAAAGAGGGGGAAGGGUUACAGAGUUGUGCAGUAAGGGGACUGAGCUAUGAGCCUGGAAAUAAAAUGUUAUCUCAACCAUAAAUGUAGGUGGCCUUAAGCAAGAUGCUUUCUCUCACUCAUAGGCCUUUCUCUGGAGUAUCUUUUCAACUUUGCAAAUUUUUAGUUAUUAAUUUCUAAAAUGGAUUCAUUUAAAUUCAUUUUUGUGCUGCUCAGGAAAAAUGGGCAAUGCAGAACGAAAAAGGAGGGGGGCCAAUAGAGGAUUGUUAUGGUAGCAACUUUCUGUGCUGCUGCUGCUGCUACUGUUAAGCACAAGUUGACUGAAGGCAUGAUCCUGUGUUGUCCGCCCUUGAUAUUUGUAAGCCUCCAAACAUGAAGGCUUACAUGCAGUACAGAAGGGGAGGAAAGGAGGCUUGAGCAUCAUUUUUCUGCAACAGAAACUGUCAUCUCCAGCCUCCUUGCUUCCUUCCCUGUCCUCAUGCAUAAUCCUUCAGUCUUCUUCAAGGCCAAUUUCUGAACUUAGAGAUUCAGCUGGCACAGUUGUUCCCAUGCCAGCUGCUAGGGAGAAAUGGGACAUGGCAGAGGCUCUGCAAUCCAAACUCCCACUCUGUAGUCAGAGGACCUUGGACCUGAGACUGAAUACUCCUGUGCUUGCUCUCCCCCUUCCCAUCCAGAAAAUGUUGGGAAGCCAUUGGAUGGCACCCUAAGACUCAUUACACAAAUGACAGAUUGAUGACCUAAAAUAAAAGAGCCAAUAUAAUGUAAAGGUCGUAGCAGGAUCCAGAAAUAUUUAGAAGCAGCCAAACAGAUGUGAACCCAAUGGACUUUGACAGAUUUCAAAGCCUGCCCGAAAGCAGGCAAUGAAAGGAAUGGGUGUUUUUCUCUUGAAAGGCCAUUCCAUAUUCUGAGUACCACAAGAAAAGGCCCUUCCCCUCAUGCACACUUUCUGCUAUUCUCUCAGCAAGACACUAGUGAUGAAGGGAUCGAAGAUAGAGCAAAGGUUCUUGGUCAUAUUCAUAUAGGAGGAGAAAUUUCUGAAAUGGUCGGAUUCUAGGAUGUUCUGAAGAGCAAAAUUAGUACUUAAAUGGGGCCUGAAAACAAAGUGGCAAAAAGUAGUAAAGGAUUGACUUCAUACAGUCUGACUUGCUGGUCUCAGUUGAAACUGGUAACCACACUCUGGACCAGUGGAAUUUCUGAACUGUCUCCAAGGGAACCCUCAUGUAAAUUGUAUUACAUCAUUUUUAUCUGGAAAUGAUGAGGACAGAAAAAGUGCAGCUGUUGUACCAUUAUAAAAGACUACUGUGUAUCUAAGAGGCCAAAUCUAGAAGUAACUCCAAGCUACUAAUCUGCUUUAGGAGGAGUGGGUCUUCAUCCAAAAUAGGCUAUAUACCUCCCCCAGAUUUGUAAGGAGUAUUCAAAUAGUGUAUAUGAAAUACAGUAUCCUAAAAUGUUAUGUAAGUGGUAAAUAUUGCUGGUAUUAUAGUUUACUGAUAUUCUUUAAGAUUACAUAUGAAAUCAUUGCUACAUGUACAGAAUUGGGUAUCUUUUACAUUUAAUUAAAAAUAUGGAUCUAAUCCAGUAGAAGUAAAAUAGGUUUAACUGCCAUUUAAAUCAAAGAGAUAACUUAAAGAUACCUGGCUGGAAUCCAACAUGUAUUCAUUGAAACUAAAUAUGUUUGAAAUUGAAUUAUGGCAGUUCAGCUUCAUAUCUUUGUAAGGUUUUUACAGUUCUGGGAAAGAUUCAUCAUGUCCUCUAGAUGGAAACACCUGGCAAUUCGGUUCGUUGAAGUUAUAAGACAAUAAUACAUGCAUGGCUAACUAAUAUAUUCACAAUGUUUCCAUUUCAGAUGGCCUGGUCAUACUCAAGUUAUGCUUCAAAAGUUUUGAAUUGAGAAGAGAAUUUCCAUUUAUAAUAGUUAGAUAUGUUCAGAAAUCACGGGAAUGAAUGUUAAAUAAGUGAAUGUAAAUAGAGAGGCGGUCUUUGGUAAUCUAGGCCAAGCAGAGUGGGAAGCGACUUUCCAUCCUUCCUUUUGUCCACAUCCAUCUUGCUAGCCUGGAUGGCUGCUAGAGGUCACUGAUACACUAGCCACACAACUUAGGUGGGAAUCAUCUAAAUGUCCUGGGUUUUGAUGACAGCUAUUCUUCUUCUUUCUUUAUUUUCCUUCAGGUUAUACAGUUUUAAAUGAAAGUACAUAAACAUUGCUGAUCACAUGACCAAAGCUGCCUUGAAAGAGUUUUUUGCUCUGAAAAGCAGCCUAGAAAUAUUUUAAAUAAAUAAAUAAAAUUCACCUCAGCUUCUCUAGUAAAAUCUUAUAGUAAGUACACUUUACAUAAACCUUUGAAGCCCUCUUUUAAUGAUAGCAAUAGCUUUGGCCAGAGCUGUAGCUUUGGUAAGAAGUUAACUUGCUGCUUCCGAAACUCUGGUGGCUCACACUAAUCAAGGUAGGAAGCAGAAGGACGGUAUUUCCUUAAGAGUUUGUUGGCUGUUCUAUUUUCCCUCCCAGUUACUUACACCUGAUUGGAUUCAGUGAGGAGUCAGUUAAAUCCAAUGCAAGGUCCAUGUAAUGGUCACAAUCUUAAGGCCUCUCAGGGGAAUCCAAAUUUACCUCCAACCUGCCCCAAACAUGCCCUGUUUUGGGAUUUUCUCCUGCCAGAAAUAUUGGUGGUGGUAUUUCUAUGCCCACAGAUCUUUCUUUGUGUUCCAGGGGUCUCUAGGGCAGACAUGUCCCCACCAAUGAUGUUCUUCUCUGUUAGUAGGGGUUACAUCUGCCUCAUUCUAACCCCUUCCUCACCCACAAGAGGACACACAUCAAUAUUUUCUCCAUGACACUAUAAACAGUUGCUGUAACAAUGGUGCUAAUACUGGGACGCAGAUUGAACAGAGGGGAUAGUCGGGCCCAGGAAUCCCCAGUAACCAAGCGAAAAGUUUUUGAAAUGGACCCAAAGUCCUUAUCAGGCCAUGAAUUCUUUGAUUUUUCUUCUGGAUCAUCCCAUGCUGAAAACAUACUCCAGAUUUUCAAUGAAUUUCGUGACAGUCGUUUGUUCACAGAUGUAAUAAUCUGUGUGGAAGGCAAAGAAUUUCCUUGUCACCGAGCUGUUCUUUCAGCCUGCAGUAGCUACUUCAGAGCUAUGUUUUGCAAUGACCAUAGAGAAAGCCGAGAGAUGUUGGUAGAAAUCAAUGGAAUUUUUGCAGAAGCUAUGGAUUGUUUUUUACAAUAUGUGUAUACCGGCAAGGUAAAAAUCACAACAGAGAAUGUGCAAUACCUCUUUGAGACAUCCAGCCUCUUUCAGAUAAGUGUUUUGCGAGAUGCUUGUGCUAAGUUCCUGGAAGAACAACUGGAUCCUUGCAACUGCUUAGGAAUCCAGCGUUUUGCUGAUACACAUUCUCUGAAAACACUCUUUACGAAAUGCAGAAACUUUGCACUGCAGAAUUUUGAGGAUGUGUCCCAGCAUGAAGAAUUUCUUGAGCUUGGAAAAGAUGAACUUAUUGAUUAUAUUUGCAGCGAUGAACUAGUAAUCAGUAAAGAGGAGCUGGUUUUUGAAGCAGUCAUGCGCUGGGUUUACCGGGCAGUUGACCUCAGACGUUCAGUGCUACAGGAGCUCCUCACACAUGUGAGGCUGCCUUUGUUACAUCCUAACUACUUUGUUCAGACAGUAGAAGUGGACCAAUUGAUCCAGAACUCUCCAGAGUGUUAUCAACUGCUACAUGAAGCAAGAAGGUACCAUGUACUUGGAAAUGAAAUGAUGUCUCCAAGAACUAGGCCACGGAGAUCAACAGGCUAUUCUGAAGUGAUAGUUGUUGUUGGAGGCUGUGAACGAGUUGGAGGGUUUAAUUUGCCAUAUACAGAAUGUUAUGACCCCAUGACUGGAGAGUGGAAAUCACUGGCUAAAUUACCAGAAUUUACAAAGUCUGAGUAUGCAGUAUGUGCUUUGCGAAAUGAUAUACUUGUUUCAGGUGGAAGAAUCAACAGUCGUGAUGUGUGGAUUUAUAAUUCUCAGCUUAAUAUUUGGAUCAGAGUUGCCUCUCUAAAUAAAGGAAGAUGGCGUCAUAAGAUGGCUGUUCUGCUUGGUAAAGUAUAUGUGGUUGGAGGGUAUGAUGGGCAAAGUCGGCUGAGCAGUGUAGAGUGUUAUGAUUCAUUUUCCAAUCGAUGGACAGAAGUGGCUUCUCUUAAAGAAGCAGUGAGUUCUCCAGCAGUUACCAGCUGUGUGGGCAAACUGUUUGUGAUUGGGGGAGGUCCCGAUGAUAACACAUGCUCGGAUAAGGUUCAGUCCUAUGAUCCUGAUACUAAUGCUUGGCUGCUUCGUGCAACAAUACCUAUUGCAAAGAGAUGUAUAACAGCCGUAUCACUGAACAAUCUGAUUUAUGUUGCGGGAGGACUCACGAAGGCAAUAUAUUGCUAUGAUCCAGUUGAAGAUUAUUGGAUGCAUGUGCAGAAUACAUUCAGCAGACAGGAGAACUGUGGCAUGUCCGUCUGUAACGGCAAAAUUUAUAUCCUUGGUGGACGGCGAGAAAACGGAGAAGCCACAGAUACCAUUCUUUGCUAUGACCCUGCAACCAGCAUCAUCACAGGAGUAGCAGCCAUGCCCAGACCGGUUUCAUACCAUGGCUGUGUGACUAUUCACCGAUACAAUGAAAAGUCCUUUAAACUUUGAAAAAGAGAGAGCAUUCAAAUAAGAAAUCAGUGGCAUAGGACAACCAGUAUGUGAAAAAUAAGCAAAGGAAAUCUGCCUUUCCAAAAGGAAAGAAACACCGUUGUGCUUUCCAAUAUUAAAAAAAGUGUUCAAAUUCAACUGAUAAAUAUUUCCAGUAAUUAUAAUCCUGUGACCUCUGACGUGUUCAAGUUUGAAACAGUAACAGUUUAUAUUAAUGUUACCAUGCUCACCUACUGGAUUAUCUGUAUGCAAAGCCUUGAAUUUUUGUUGUAAAGCAAUGAAUGCAUUUGCAGAUAUUCAUGCCUGUUUUAUACUAAGCAUUAUCUUGCUUACUUUUGUAUCUUUUUGGUAAGUAGUGUUAACUACUUAAGCUGUAUAGAAGUUUCACUUCAUAUCCAUGACUUAUUAAUGGUUUCAGAAAAGCUACUGCUGGUCUUGCUAAAGAGGCUUUUUUCACUUUGUUUCAUUAACUUGCCUGUUUAUAGAAUGGCCGACGAACUAUGUGAAAAAACACUCUUUGAAUCUCUAAGCAACUAUAAAUAUGGUAUUGUCCUUCCUUAGUAUGAUAGACCUUUCAUGAAAAAGUCCUGUUUAAAAAACAAGCAACAUAUGAGAAUAGGAAAUCUGCAUUGUUCAGCUAUAGCCAUAGGGUUUUUUUGAAUCUUAAUUCUAAACUGAAUCUUAAGGUUGCAAUUUUGUAGUCCUUGGGAGCAACCCAAGGGGCAUAGGAUAGAUUCAAAUUCUCCUUUUGAGGACAAAGAAACAGAGGUGUAUCCUUCCAGGGCAAGACCAUGCUUCCAGCCCCCAUGAAAAUAAGCAAUCUUCCUGCCUUUCCAAGUGUGGUGUUCUAUGUAUAGAGGCAAAAAGUGAAUGGGUCAGGAGAGAAAUUUGGAUCCUGUGGAUCCAAAGAACUCCCAUUUCCAAAGAUGCCUCAGAUUUGGGGAAAAUGUGUGCAAUGGGAAAGAACUAGUUCAGAUCAUUUUUCCAAGCAUUAAAGGAGGAAGAUGUGCCAGCAGGAUGGGAGAAGAGCAGCAAGUCAAGCAGAGCUUUCAAUGAGAUGGAUCUUCCACGCAUGGUUGGUAGAAUUGCUCAGCUAAACUUAUUUCGCGUUCUUCUGUGUUCAGAAUUCCUGUUUAACCAGUAAUUUUUUCCAUUUGAAGUGUAUAAGUGCAACAGGCAUCAAAUUAGAAUUGUCCACUACACAUUUUUUUGUAUAACCCAUGAUAUUUUUCUCCAAUCUCUCUCCUUCCUGAUACAGAAUGUAGAUAGGCCUAGUAUUGUUAUGUAGUGAGCUCAGAUGACUGAUCUCUAAUAAAUCUAGAAAACAUUUUUUAAUUCAUGUCAACCAUUAAAGAAGCAGCUGUUUAAUACCAGUUUGUCUUUAUCUAGUACAUUAAGAAAAUGUUGCUAUGUGGCUAUUCCAGAAACUUGGGCAGGUAGUAUGGUAUGAAUCACUCAAUGUCUCAAUUCAUGCCAGCCCAAACCUGGCUUACUUUAGUGGCAAAUGCUGUUGCAUUGUGGGAGGCACCCAUAGCUACACCAGACAACCCUCAAAUAACCCUAAAACAUACUGCAGAUUAUUUGAGGGUGGCUUGCCCCCUCAGAAGAACCCAUGACACCCGUUCCACACCACAUAACAAACUGCCAAUAUGCUGCUGCUUGAAUAUUCAAAAUGGUGAAUGGCAUACUCUACAGGGGAAAGAAUCCAUCAAAAUACCAAUUUACUAUAGCACAGAGGAUGAGUAAACCUGGUAUACUUUUACAUGUCUUCAGUGUCACAGAAUUCAUAAAUAUGCAUGCAUUUGUCACUGGAAUUGCCCAUGCCCUUCAGUUAGUUAUGCCAUAUACUGGGCAGCUGCCUGUGAUGAACACAAUAUAAUAAGCAUUUAUUGCAAAUGAUGACAGGAAAAUAGGUUAUACCAACUUGUCCAUUAAAUAAUAGUAAAAUAAUAAUACCAUAGUAACAUAGUUUUAUGUUAUAUUUCUAUAUUUGUUUCCUGAGCCUUACUUUGACGGGUUAUUAACUCUAAUAUAUGGCAAGCUUUGUAUUUGCAUUUUAUUUACAAAAAUCUAACAAUUAGGUUGCUCUGACUAAUAUGAUUCUUCAUGGGACAAUGAUUAUGAUGCUUGUGUAAGCCAACCCAUACCCCCUCUCAAUAUUUAUGUAGAAAAGCAAUGCUAAUUAUUUCUUCACCUCCAUUUUUACAUCCAACAAUGCUCAGCCAAUCUAAAAUUGCAAGGUUUAUUUUCCCAUAAAUUGACAUCUCACUUUAUGUCAAACAGAUUGUCAAGCAUUGACUUGAAACAGUGGUCUUCACAAUUAUAUAAUCUGGGAGAUUCCUAUUAAUUAUGCAGUAAGUGGUAUUAAAUUUUAAAGCCUUGGUAUCUCAUAUUUAACAGAUAUGUUAAGUUGUCAUUUACAAAAUUUUUGGUCUUGUGUUUUUUUUAAAAAAUGGCUCAAAUCUAAUGAUCCAUUGAGUGCUUCUUCAUGAAUUGAUGUAAUUGUAUUUGAACCUUCACAUUCUCAAGACAGAUGCAAGCACAUGGAUUAACAUUAUGCUUCUGUUAUUGGGGGCAGUUGUGCUAGUUCAGAAAAUGGCAGAGCAAUUCUUUUGUCCCAGGCAAUAUAAAAUAAUUGAAGCUGCCACUGUGACUUUGCAGGGCAGGGAGAUUUUGCAUUCUAAUCUGUUCUCAGCUGCUGCAUAAAAACUGUAGCACCUGCUUUCUGAGAUCAGAAAAGCAACCUUAGAUGACCUGGGGGGGGGGUCCUGUGGGCAGGGGAGACAGAGGGAAGUCUAAGAGAAACCAGGAUCCCUUGUAUCUUACGGCCUUUCCAUCCCACACCCAGCUUAGAGGCCCAUCUAGAAGGAAAAAAUGUGGAGGACAGAGGCAAAAAGCAUCUUCAUUAUGACAGUUUCUACCCUGCCAUCAGCAGGAAAUUGGAUACCUCAACGUCUUUGAGAUUUCUGUACAGCAGGCAACAAUCCCAUAGGAUUGUGAAUAUUUUAGAUAGAAAAUAUUUGAUACUAGCUGUAUGAAUGAAGAAUUCAAUCUCAUAACUAAAGGCUUUAUUUUUGCAAUCAAUCUUUUUUCUCUAAGAAUAAGAAAAAUAUUAAUUAUUGUCAUAUGCAGUCAAGUUAUUUCCAACUAAAGGUGACCCCCCUGAAUGAAUGCCCUCCAAAAUGUUCUGCAUGCCAAACUCUUGGCAUUUUCUUCAUAAAAUAGAAUUGGCAUUGCUGAGACACAUAAGACACAAUGUAAUAGUAGUAACCAGUGAGCAACCCUUUUUCAUGGUCUUUGUUUUGGUGCCAUCAAUGAGCUUCCAGUGAGCUUCCUGCUUCCUUAAAUUCUUUUUCUGGGCAACAUCCCGUCUGGGACAUUUCCAUGAAACUGCUUAACAAGAAGCAAUUCCUGUUCAUAGUUGUCAAUGAAUCAUAAUAUCAGCUAUUUGGAAAUGAUACUUAAAUGUAUCAGGCAUCUGUGUAUCCAGUUGGCAUACGACACCAGAAUAAUAAGUAAUCUGUAGAUUAACCUGCUUUAAUCACCUUAUAUCUAGGUUAUUCUAUCUACAUUGCUUUACAUGCUCACUCUCAUAGAGUCCAAUUAGAUAAAAUCCACAUGGACAAACACUCAAAGGAGAAAAAACAGCUGCUCAACCUUCAGUAAUUUGCAUUCUUCAACAGUUGCUACAAAUACUUAGUUUGCACUCAUUUGUGUUCAUUCUGCUUUGUUCUAUUGCGCUAGGUCUUUUUUCUGCUAUGUUCAUUUUCUGGCUCCAGCUUCUGGCCUUCAAUUCAUUGAUGCCAAAUAGGUUAGCCUUCAUGCAGCCUGGUACUAUGCAUGUUUGUUCAAAAUUUAGUCACAAAAAAUAAAAUGGGGUUUCCCAUACGGAAUUACAGACUUAAUAUAUUAGCUGCAGCCUUGAUCCAUAUUCUGCUUGUGCCUUAACUUUCAGAAUGUGAUCCAGUUGUGGACACAAAGCAAGGCCUCCACUGUCUAGUGUUAUAACAUGUUCCUUUUUGGAAUUCAAAUCAGGGAAUUCAAAUGAUCAUGCACUUCAUUUGGCUCUUUUUUCCUCAACAAUUUCAGUGGGAUUUUGAUUUGUGAUAUGGAGAAGUAAAAUGCUAAGAUUGUUGGAAAAUAUGGCAAAAGAAAAAUGAAAUUUCUAUGAUAAAGUAAUCUCAGGAAUCACAUACUUCAUUUUCUAGUUGAUAUAAAAUGUGCAUCCAGUGAUACCAAGGGAACUAAUAUAAUUAGGUAAUGUAUUUCAAGACUAUCCUAAGAAUGGUUGUUCUCCCUAGUUUCAUUUGGCAAAGUUCCUGUGACUAUGAACCAUUGUCAGUUAAAGUUGAAUAUACACAUUGCUUUCUCAUUGAUGCAGCAAAUAAUUAGUACAUCCCUUAGUAAGAAAAAUAGCAACUAACUGUAAUUUAAUGAAACUAUGCAUUUUUAAUAAUGUACAUAUAUUCAUGCUACAUUUACUUCUGAAUUACGUAUGUAUAAAAUUGUGCCUGUAGUGUACAUACACUCAGGUUUUUAUAGCUGUGAAGCAGCAUCCCAGUUAUAUUUGUUACUAUUUUUACAGAGUUUAGCUGUUUUUAUCAACUCAGAAACAUUUGAUUUUGACAGUAAAUACAGAAAUUGAGAUACUAAUUAUUUUUGUGUAUAGUCUGCCAAUCUUUCACAAGUUUGUUUAUUGAAUGUAGUUACAACUGAAUUAGUCAUCUAGUGGAUUUGUUAAAAUGAACCAUUUAAAUACUGGACAAAAUACAUUUCAUUGUAGCUAUUUCUCAUUGUGACGAAACAGUUACUCAACUUACAGUAAAACCAAAUAUUUCACAAAAGAUACCUUAGCUAUGCAUCAACACUUCUUGGACUGAUAUUAAGAAAACUGUUUCAUUUGGAAGGGAUUUCAAAACUGACUUAACAGACUCAUAAAGCAAAGAAAAACAUUUAUCUGCACUUUACCUGUCCCCUACCUUUAUACCUAAUUGCAUUUGAUUACCUCUGAUAAUAUCCACUGUUGUUUAAAAAAAAAAACCAGACAUAUAUUUAUAUUCAAUUACUGAGUUAUGCUGGAUCCAAUUGCUGAUGCUUGUUCAUUAUUGGAAAUUAACAGUAACAGUUUCAGGAAAGAACUUUAAAGAAAGAAGCAGAUAUGUAUAAUUAGCAACUUAAAUAGUGGAAUGAAACAAAGGAUCAAAUGAAAAAGAUUGUGGAUUCUGCUUUUAAAGAAGCCAGGUUUCUGUCUAUGCUUCCCUUUUCUUACAGUGUAAGCCUAGUAAUAAUUUUGCUUAUACUGCAACUUAGCUUUGAAAGAUUGUACCCAAAAUUUGAGGUGUCCUUAGAAAGUCCUUAGAAAGAAAGCAGUUUAUUUUGUGCAAUGGCAUGUACCUUGUCACUUUUAAGCACCCUGAGAGAUCACUUUUGUAAGAUUGCAUACCAGGUUUAGCAGCUUAAAUGGCAUUCAAGGAGUUAGCACCAUUUUAAAUCAUAUCCUAAUAUAAGACAUGUCCUUAUAACUGAUGUGCUUGUCUUAACAGUAAGAAUUUCUCAUAUAGUCAGGCCAACAUUCCUUCUCCAAUAAAAGGGUUUUCUGAAUCCUUGUCAAUAUUAUCAGAUAAAAGGCAGCUAAUCACAUAUAACGUCACCAGAUGAGAUCUUCCAUUUACAUGUCAGAAAGAUUUGAACUAGGGACAGUAAUUCUAAUAGCUUAAUAAUAAUAUUGCUCUUAAUGUACUUUAGGAACAUUUUGCCCUAUUUAAGACUAUUUUCAGAAUUAUGUUAAUGUGUUAACUUGCCUUUCUUUAGGACUCAUAUAUCACUCGGUAUUUUAAUACAUGUAUGUAUUUAUAAAUAUAUGUUGUUUGUUUUGGUGAUCAGUUUAUAAUAAUAAAGAUGAUAAUUUGUAAUUGAUACAUUUAAAGCUACUGUGUAUGGUAUGUAGCAGUAUUUAAGUGAGCGUGAAAAGCAUGUGAUUGUAGUUUAUUUUGUAUAAUUAAUCCAAAGAAUAGAGCCUGUAUGUUUGAAAACACAUACUCCUAGUGUAACCUCUACCAAAAAAAUCCAAAUUCAGAAUAAAUAUUGCUAAUUUGCAUAA